AUCUCAACCAUGGUCUCUCACUGCCAGUCAGACUUCUCCAAGAGUCUCCAGUUUCUGGAGUUAAACGAAGAGGAAACAGUGUUAGUACCGGCCGACGUGAGUGAUUCAAGUUCAUCUUCAGGAUCCUCAGAUGGAUCUUCAGAUGGAUCCUCAGAUGACGAGGUGGACAGGCGAAAGAUCGAAUUUAAAGGCCUCCUGCGUUCGCUAAACGAGCUUGACCGACUUGCAAUUCAUGUCCGACUAUCUUCUGUCUCCUCUCUUGAUGCCCGAGUCAUGGCAUUCCGAGCAAGGAAGCCUGCAGAGGUCUAUUCCUUCGAAGGAAAGGCGAUAUUCGCGGUCGAGAUGCUCUAUCCGGAAGCCUCUGAAACCCUCCGCCAACACUUGAGCAAGUCGAUGACGCAUAGAUAUGCAAAGUUGUUCUACUGGAAGUCUCACGACAAGAAAUUGCGCGCAGACCGGCGUCGCAACUACAAUACAAAACGGGGCGAUGACUCCUUGCAGGCGCAACGAGAACCGACACCUCCGCUUGCCAAAGAAUCAUCGCAUCAGCAAACAUUAAAGGAUGGAAAUCGGACUCCCCAAAAGCCUGAACCAAGUAGAAUCUCCGUUGGUACCUCGUUUCUAUCUGGGACCUUUGCAUCGGAUCCGGGAUCCCGACUCACCGCGCCGACUAUGGAGGCGAAGAUGCCGGUUCGAAGGCAAGUUGGCGCAUCAACCGUUCUUGUAAGCGGUGCAAAGUUUCCCAGUCCUCCCGAAUUCGAGGAUGGAGAGGAUCGAAAACCGUGUCCUUUCUGUCGAAAGGUCUUCCUGAAGGUUGACUUCACAGACACUGUGUGGUGGAGAUGCCAUGUCAACGAAGACUUGCUGCCUUUUGUGUGUGUUUCGAAUUCCUGUUCGGAGCGUCCAACCUUUGCCAGCCGAUCUGACUGGAGAGCUCACACUGAGGAGGAGCAUGGUGUCGUCUGGCGGCAAGGCCCAAGCAGCCCGAUUAGCAACGAAACAUUGACUCGAGACCCUCAAGAAGCAUCGGAUUUUCACACACCAACAGAUAUCUGCCCCCUCUGCUGCCUGCCCCUUGACAAACCUAAACACGCAAAGACUAGCAUGCCUCAACACUCGGCGUCGUCCGCGCCGCAGACCUCCAACGAACCACUGGAGACGUUGCCGCUGGAGCCAAUAACCGC
This is a messenger RNA of Ilyonectria robusta, 1184 nucleotides long. RefSeq lists its product as uncharacterized. Lineage: Eukaryota; Fungi; Ascomycota; Sordariomycetes; Hypocreales; Nectriaceae. The annotation marks the transcript as partial. The transcript is spliced from 3 exons. The record is from RefSeq and is a predicted model, not a curated record.